This is a messenger RNA of Solea senegalensis (Senegalese sole), 1725 nucleotides long. RefSeq names its product zebrafish testis-expressed 38 (gene zte38). The transcript has 14 exons. Lineage: Eukaryota; Metazoa; Chordata; Actinopteri; Pleuronectiformes; Soleidae. The record is from RefSeq and is a predicted model, not a curated record. The coding region runs from base 663 to 1712 and encodes 349 amino acids.
GUCUCGUUAAAUGUCAUUGAGUCAGGUAAAUGUAGUUAAAUGUUGGUGUUUUUAAAUGUUGACAUUAUCAGAUGGAGCUAAUAUUUUUCUUGCAUCAGAAAGCAGUACUGCAAACACUGUAUGUCAUAAAUGGUAAGAGGUUAACUUGUGUAUCCUUAGGAAGAUUGGAGGCAUUGCUACUUGAAAAAAAAACUGAAUUGCAGAUAUCUGAAACAAAUCGUCACUUCAUACUUACAUACAUUAGGACUAGUCAAAAUGACGUAUAACUGUAAUAGUAACUCCAUUCAAAAUUGCUGAUUAAAUGAUAAAUAGACUUGCCAUAUAAUAAUACAGUAACAUUUAUUACACUAUUAUUAGUUUGUAAUAUUAGUAGUACAAUAUUGUUAGUGAGGACUUAUUUUUUUGCGCAGGAAACAUCUCUGGUUCUGUUCAAUAUUUCAGCGUCUUAAAUGUUUGACUAACUUAUUAGCAAUAGACUUCAGAGACCACAUUCAGAAAGUUACAUAUUUAUAUUUAUAUGGCUUGAACUGUGAACCGGCAUUCAUAUCUAUUACCAUUAGUGUAGUGAAGUUGGAAUCAGCAGAGUUUAAAUGGUUGUUAGCUUAGUUUUGCAAAAUUAGCCAGUUUAGUCAUUAGCAUUAGCCAAAGUAAGCUAGCAAAAAAUGGCAGCUGGAAAGAUGUGUCUCAGGAAGAACAAGGGGGAAACAACAGAGUGGACAGGGUUGUUCCUGUGUGACCUAAAAAGCAAGCAAGAGUCUCUUGUGUUUGCCAAGAGAAUGAUGGCGUUGGCAGUUUCCUCCAUCACUUAUCUCAGAGGGAUUUUCCCAGAGGAUGCCUACAUAUCCAGAUAUGUGGAAGAUCUGUGCGUUAAGGUUUUGCGUGAGGACUGCGUCAGGCCUGGUGCCAGCAAAGUUGUGAAAUGGAUGAUGGGCUGCUUUGAUGCCUUAGAGAAGCAGUAUCUCCAGAUUGUAUUCAUUGGGGUGUACACCAAUCCAGAGGAACCAAAUUGCAUUAUUGAGUCCUACCAGUUCAAAUUCAAAUACACAGAAAAGGGACCAGAAAUCGACAUGCUCAGGAACGAUGACAUGGAGAUGCAGAUGACACUGGAGGACACCAAGAGAGCAUCAGUGCUCCUCAUCAGGAAGCUCUUCCUGCUCAUGCAGAACCUGGACACCCUUCCUAACAAUGUCUGCCUCACCAUGAAGCUCUACUACUAUGAUGACAUCACUCCUGCUGAAUAUCAACCGCCAGGCUUCAAGGAAGGGGAAUGUGACAGUCUGUGGUUUGAAGGCAUGGCUGUGCACUUCAGAGUGGGUGAGGUGCAGACGCCAUUCCACAGUUUGAGAGUCCGUGUGUCAGCUGAACAAGGACGGAUGAAGAAACUUCAGGAAGAGAACCAGCUGAAGGAAACCAAUCAGGUUUCUCAGAGAAAUCCUCCAGCUCCUCUUACGAAAAAGUACAAUGACGAUGACCUGCCCUCUGAAGAUGGUAAAAAACCUAUGGCAAAGGAAGUCAACCAGCUGAAGGAGAUCAAGCAGGUUUCUCAGGGAAAUCGUCCAGUGAGGAAAAUCAUCAAGGCUCCUCUUACAAAAAAGUACAAUGACGAUGACCUACCUUCUGAAGAUGAAUCAGCACAGUUCAAGAAAGCCAAGAAACCUGUGGCAAAGAGACGUACAGCUGCCAAAAAUCUGUCCAGGAAGAAAAGAAUCUAAUCAACAAGACAAC